GGAACUCUGUAUCGAAGACAAUGUCUGGAAGCUACUACUUCGUAAUAGUUGGCCACCAUGAUAACCCAGUUUUCGAAAUGGAGUUUUUGCCAGCAGGAAAAGCAGAAUCCAAAGAUGACCACCGCCAUCUGAACCAGUUCAUAGCUCACGCAGCCCUCGACCUCGUCGACGAGAACAUGUGGCUGUCAAACAACAUGUACUUGAAAACUGUGGACAAAUUUAAUGAGUGGUUUGUCUCGGCGUUUGUCACUGCAGGCCAUAUGAGAUUCAUUAUGCUCCACGACAUUCGGCAAGAAGAUGGAAUAAAGAAUUUCUUCACUGAUGUCUAUGACUUAUACAUAAAGUUUGCAAUGAAUCCAUUUUAUGAACCCAAUUCUCCUAUUCGAUCAAGUGCAUUUGACAGAAAAGUUCAGUUUCUUGGGAAGAAACAUCUUUUAAGCUGAACAUAGAAAAAUUCAGAAAUUACGCCACUGCAAGGGUUAUACUCAGGCAUGUGACAUUGUAAGUAACUUUAUUAAACAGCCUAGAAA
Messenger RNA from Condylura cristata (star-nosed mole), 530 nucleotides. It is a transcript of the gene TRAPPC2, whose product is annotated as trafficking protein particle complex 2. The record is from RefSeq and is a predicted model, not a curated record. Lineage: Eukaryota; Metazoa; Chordata; Mammalia; Eulipotyphla; Talpidae. Gene Ontology annotation, biological process: endoplasmic reticulum to Golgi vesicle-mediated transport. The coding region runs from base 21 to 443 and encodes 140 amino acids. Gene Ontology annotation, cellular component: cytoplasm; nucleus; TRAPP complex. The transcript has 4 exons.